Parathielavia appendiculata is the source of this 171-nucleotide messenger RNA. RefSeq lists its product as uncharacterized. Bases 1 to 171 code for a protein of 56 amino acids. The record is from RefSeq and is a predicted model, not a curated record. NCBI's taxonomy places the organism in Eukaryota, Fungi, Ascomycota, Sordariomycetes, Sordariales, Chaetomiaceae. The transcript is spliced from 2 exons.
AUGCGGCCAGGAGAGUUCAACCAGCGGACCAAGAGUGCCGUUGAAGAAGCCCUGAGGACCGACUCGAGCCUUAAGGAAGAGGUCGAGCGGAUCAGGAAGAAGUUACGGAAGGCCCGUUUCGAGGAGAGAAAGACGAAGGAGGAUGUUACUGUCACAGAGCAGCUGGAUUGA